Molecule: messenger RNA, 1434 nt
Organism: Plasmodium malariae
Lineage: Eukaryota; Apicomplexa; Aconoidasida; Haemosporida; Plasmodiidae
Product: triose or hexose phosphate/phosphate translocator, putative
Exons: 10
Coding region: 1-1434 (477 amino acids)
Cellular component (GO): Golgi apparatus
Molecular function (GO): antiporter activity
Source: RefSeq, a predicted model, not a curated record
AUGAUGAAUGAUCUUAAACAGAAUAUCAAAAAAAAUGAAGAAAAAAAAAAAGAUGAUAUUACUGCAGAGAGUUCAACUGUUAAUGGUAUAAAUAUAAAUGAUAUAAACAUAAAUGAUAUAGAAGAAAAUAUAAAUGAUGACAACGAAAAAAAGACUAAAAAAAAUGGGAAUACUAUAGAAUAUUAUUUAUUUGAUGUAGAAUCUUAUAAUAGUAGUAAUAACAGGGGUGUGGACAGUUUCGUAGAUUUAAGUUCGAUAAGAUCAAGUUAUUUAUCAGAAAAUAGGAAAAAAAAAGCAAAGAAAAAAAGAGGGAGUUAUCUGAAGAAACAACUAAAGAUUUAUAAAAAGAAAUACAAAAUAUUACCUGAACAUAAUUUAGAUCAAGAUACGAAUUAUGAAAAUUCAAUGAAAAAUGAUAUUAAAGAAUAUAAAAUAUAUGACAUGAAAGAUAUAAAAGAAGAUAAUGGAGUGAAUGAUUCUGUUCCAUCAAAACGAAAAGAUUUUAUUAUAAAAAAGGAUGUAUUUGUAAAUGUAAUAAAAUUUAUCAUACUUGUUUCUUCAAUUUUUUCAUUCGGUACGUUUAGUACAUCUAUAACAAAAUAUAUUAUUUUUGUGAAAAAAUUUAAUUAUACUCAAAUUGUAACCCUAUUCGAAUUUCUUGUUAUGUAUCUUAUCUUAAGAAUAGUAAUUUUCUUUUUGAAAGUGAAAAGUACAACAAAUUUAACGCGGAAGGAGUAUAUAAAAUAUAUCAUUUCGAUAUCUGCGUUAUCAGGACUGAGUGUUGUAACAGGAAAUAGCGCCUAUUCUUACUUAGAAAUUCCAGUCAUUUCUGUCAUUAAAUCGAGUUCCCUAAUAUUAAUAUAUUUCUUAUCAAUUAAAUUUGGUUUAAAGGAGUUCAAAUGCUCACUAUUGUGUUCAAUUCUAACAAUAUUAUUGGGCGUUAUUAUGAGCAUUACUACAUUAAAAAUAGAUAGUUUAUUUGGAAUUUUCUUGUUGGUAAUAUCUGUUAUCGCAUCAUCUUUUAAGUGGGUCUUUACAAACGUUCUUUUAAGAUCUACAACAAUGAAGCCACAUAUAAUUCUUUUGCACAUCUAUCAAGUAGCAUUGUUUAUUAUAAUAAUCCCCACACUUCUCAUUGAUUUAACCUGCAUUAUUAAGGAUUACAACAGUAAUCUUUUAACUAUUGAGCAGAUUUUUACAUCACUGUUCCUGGUAUCUGUUGGUGCAUUAACUAGUAUAUUUUUAAUUUUAGCUGAAUUCUCCUUGAUAUCUUGCACUUCAUCAGUAACACUGAGUAUAGUCUUUAUUGGAAGAGAAGCAAUAAUUUUGAUUAUUGGAUCGAUAUUUUUUGGAGAAAAUGUUAAUUUUAGCUCAUCUAUUGGCAUAGCCAUAUCCAUGAUUGGUACCAUCCUAUAUGGCUAUGCGUCCAAAUAA